CAUGUUUGAAAAUCAAAGUGUGGGUAUACCAAGAUGGGGUGGAUGGCUUGUGAGCUCUGCGCCAGUGGGAGAGGAUGGCGGGCUUGUAUUUCUAUGGCGGAGAGGCAGAGAUAGUGGGUGGAGAAAGAAGAAGAAGAGUGAAUUAUAAAGCUAGAAUCAUACAUUAGUCACAGUUGGCAAAUCCACUAAAAUAUAUACAUCCAUGUUGAACGCACAUACACUAAUCUAGUUAAUCACUAAAAAUGGAAUGUGUGAGAUUGCAUUGAGCAUAUUUUAGUCAUCGGAAAUAGCGAUAAAGGGGAAAAAACCAAAAGAAACGUUUCCUGGCCACAUGGCAAAAUAGCCAAUCACAGAUUAGAAAGAAACAUAUGGUAUCAUAAUCCAACGUCAUACCAUGUUAUGACUAUCUCAAACCACGCGGUUGGUGUGGUCAGCUUUUUCAAGUUGAUGAGUAUGAACCAUGCUACAUAUAGGACACUUCUGGUACGACUUUUGUACAACAGUUAUGAUCAUAUCAUUCAUGAAUAAAUGAAAGCGCAACAUGACCAUUAGAUUGACUAUUGUAAAGAAAUCAUAGCUAAAUAUCGUAUGCGGAGUAGUUUUGUAAUUAUUGAUGAACCGUGAUACACAUACAACACUUCUGGUAUGAUUUUUGUAUGACAGUUUUGAUCACAUCAUCCACGAAAGCAGUAGGACCAUUGUAUUGACGUCGUCCCAUAAUUUUUUUUUGACCAUUUGACUGAAUCAUAGACGUUCUUCUUCCUUUUUUCGAAAAGAAGGAUUGCCUCCGGACUCUGCAUCAAGCGAUGCAUAAUAGCCAUUUCUUAUAAAAUGAAUAAAGUAUCAAACUGCCAAGACCAUCUCAAAUAACCAAACAAAGAUAAAAAAAACAAAUAGACACUGCGCGUUGCAGCAUGUGCGCUUGCUUGCUUGUAUAUGAUUUGCCAAUUGGAGUCCAUCGCACGAUACAAAGUGAGAAGAAAAAUCGAAGGACUCCACAUUUCGAAGCAGCUAGCUUGAGCUGAGCUGAGCGCAUUUCGACGCGCUCCAGGAUGCCUCGGCCGCUCCUGGCAGUCCUCGUCGCCGCCCUCGUGCUCGUCCUCGAGCUCCCCGGUGCCCAUGGCUUCCAGAUCGAGGAGGCAACCGUGGCCAGCAUCCAGAUCGGCUUCAACAACGGGAGCCUCACCUCCGUGGAGCUCGUCCAGUUCUACCUGGACCGUAUCAGCAACUUCAACCCGCUGCUGCACGCCGUCAUUGAGGUCAACCCAGACGCGCUCCGGCAGGCGGCCCGCGCCGACGCCGAGCGCUGCUCCGGCCGCCGCCAUCGAGCCAUCGGCGCGCUGCACGGCGUGCCCGUCCUGCUCAAGGACAACAUCGCCACCCGCGACGCGCUCAACACCACGGCCGGAUCGUUCGCGCUGCUUGGCUCCGUGGUGAGGCGUGACGCCGGCGUGGUGCGCCGGCUGCGGCGCGCCGGCGCCGUGGUGCUCGGCAAGGCGAACAUGGACGAGUGGGCCAACUUCCGCAGCUUCUCUGGCGGCGGCUGGAGCGCCCGCGGCGGCAAGGGCAGGAACCCCUACGUGCUGUCGGCGACGCCGUGUGGGUCGAGCACGGGGUCGGCGAUCGCGGCGGCGGCGAGCAUGGCGGCGGUGACGCUGGGGACAGAGACCGACGGCUCGAUACUCUGCCCGGCGUCGCUGAACUCGGUGGUGGGGAUCAAGCCCACGGUGGGGUUGACCAGCCGGGCUGGGGUUAUUCCCAUCACACCACGCCAAGACACUAUCGGGCCGAUUUGCCGCACGGUGGCUGAUGCAGUCCACGUGCUGGACACCAUCGUCGGCUAUGAUGCUCUCGACGCUAUUGCCACGAUGCAAGCUUCCAAGUACAUCCCUCGUGGUGGAUACAUGCAGUUCUUGAAAAAAGAUGGCCUUAGAGGGAAGAGGAUAGGCGUUCCUAAUGGUUUCUUCAACUUCCCAAAUGGGACGGUGCAACAAAUGGUCUACGAGCAACAUCUCAGCACAAUGAGGAAACAAGGAGCAAUCGUGAUUGAGAACCUUGACAUAGAGAAUUUAAGUGUCCUAUUGGAUUUCCAAAACAAUGGCCAACUGAUCGCAUUACCAGCAGAGUUCAAGUUAAGCCUCAACUCCUAUCUGUCAAACUUAUUAUAUUCCCCAGUUCGGUCGCUUGCAGAGAUCAUAGCUUUCAACAAUGCACAUCCUGUUGAGGAAAACAUGAAGGAAAAUGGUCAAACCGUAUUCCUGGUGGCUGAGAACACGACGGGCAUCGGUGCCUCGGAGCGAGAGGCGAUCAGUCAGUUAAAUAAGCUGUCCGCCAACGGGUUGAAGAAGUUGAUGAGGGAGCACGAGCUAGACGCCAUAGUGACACCUAAUAAUGCAGCAUCCUCGGUGCUUGCCAUCGACGGCUUGCCGGCCAUCACCGUGCCGGCAGGGUACGGCAAGCUGGGGGUGCCGUUUGGUCUUUGCUUUAGCGGGCUGAGAGGGUAUGAACCGAGGCUGAUCGAAAUGGCGUAUGCCUUCGAGCAUGUUACCAUGGCCAGAAAGAUGCCCACAUUCUUACCAUAGAACUGACAAUGCGGAAAGGUUGUGUAUGGACUUGUUUAUUUUCGUGUCACGAUAUUUAUGCACGUCUAUGGUGUAAUCAUUUUUCACAAACUACUAGUAGUCGGUAAACAUUAUAGUUGGGUGUGGGGCCUUCA
Messenger RNA from Aegilops tauschii subsp. strangulata, 2716 nucleotides. Its product is annotated as probable amidase At4g34880. The record is from RefSeq and is a predicted model, not a curated record. NCBI's taxonomy places the organism in Eukaryota, Viridiplantae, Streptophyta, Magnoliopsida, Poales, Poaceae.